Messenger RNA from Symbiodinium sp. CCMP2456, 2688 nucleotides. Lineage: Eukaryota; Dinophyceae; Suessiales; Symbiodiniaceae. The record is from the annotation of a GenBank genome assembly.
AUGAUGAAGCAGCCGGAGGAAGAGGAAGAGGAGGAGGACAAGGAGCAGUGGGGUCUCCUGGAAAAGUCAUUCUCGGGCACAGCCGGUCAGAAGGGACCCGACCAUCACCUGGAGGCUUACCUCAACGAGCGCCUUUACAACAAGCGCAAGGAGCAGGAGGAGCCCGAGAUAGAGAAGAGUCGCGAGGAGCGUCUCUACGAGGUGCCCGCGAACCUGCAGGUUCCCGAUGCAGCGGAGGGCCAGGCAGACAAGAUGAGCUGGGUUGCGGGCCUUGCGGAGGUAGCCCUGCCUGUUGAGUACAAGCUCAAGAACAUAGAGGCGACAGAGAAGGCUAAGCGGGAGUACCUCUAUGGCGAACACGCGAGCGCCAAGCCGGGAGCUGUCAUCGAGACCGAUGCUGUCACGAGGAAGGCAUUUGGAUCCAGGUUCAUGAACGUCGAUCGGCGCGACGACUCCAAGGCCCAGAACCAGCUUCGCACAGCCCUCGAAUUGGAGCUGGUUCAAGCCUGUGUCGGGACUCUCUCGCCCGCUUGUCCUAGGCGAUCCUGGUCUCAGCUUUCCUUUUCCUUCAAGGAAGGGGGCAUCAUCACUUCCUGGAACAAGCGGGCGGAGGAGGUCCUUGGCCGAAAGUCGCAAGAUGUCAUGGGUCAGGCCUGGACCUCGCUUGUGGUCGAGGGCUGUGCGGCUGAAGCAGAAGCAGCCAUCGAGGCAGUGCAGGCUCCUGGUGAAGAAGUGUCGAUCCCUCUCAUGACAGGCGAGGACAAACGCUGCUGCAUGCGUUUUGUGGUUCGCAAGUUUGGGCGCAAGAGUUGCUUCCUUUUCAGCUGUGGCCACACACCUCCGACAUCCAGCGGUGUUCCAUCGUGGCCUCUGGAGAUCCGAAACGCCGAAGGUCAGGGCAAGUCCGCCUACGCCGUUUGCGACCUCCCAGAGAAUCAGAUCCUCCUUGAGGAGGAGCCCUUUUACACCCGGACGCCGCCUGCGGAGCUGCACGGGCGGAAAGAAUGGGACGAGGACUGGAGCGCCGCCUUCACUCGCAUCAAAGCGCCGAUGCGGCUGCCUGGUGGAGAUAGCGAGAAGGAGAAGCCUCUGCUAGCAAGUACCGCGCUCGUUCGGGACGUCCUCGGAUUUGUAAAGAUGCCGGAGAGCCUGCGAGGUGCUCUGUUGUCUUUCAGCUUCCCUGCGCUGGACUUGGAGCACGGGCUUGUCGACGUCGCUCUGCAACUUGCAAAGCUCUGUAAAGAGCGGUUGCCAGAAUGCAAGGCCUUCGAGGUGGAGUGGUUACAAAUCGGAAUCCUGGUGACAGAAAUGAACAUCUUUCCUGGUGGUAGGGUCUUUUGGACGAUGAGUCGCAUCAACCACAGCUGCGCUCCCAACUGCGUGUUCACCAACGCUCCCGGCCGCUGGGGACUACGCACGCUGCGACCUAUUCGCAAGGGCGAGGAGCUCACUAUCUCCUACCUGGGUGAAGAGCUACUGCUUCCUACUGGCCAACGCAGAUGGCUUCUGUGGCGGUCGAAAUGUUUCAUUUGCCAGUGCUCUCGCUGCACAGGUUCCGAGGAUCCGCUGAGAGACCGUGCUUGCAUCUGUCUCGGCCGUGCCCCGCUGUCCUGGCGAGUGGUGCACAAGCCUGCGGUUUGGCAGCGCGCGGAGCCCUCGACGAAGAGCCGCGCUGUUGCCUUGCUGAAGGAGGGCUUCGAAUUCGGCUCGACGGGAGAGAUCAGAAGAACGUCGGAGGGCGCAUGGGUGCAGGUGGAGAAGUGUGAAGUCAACGGGCAAACAUCCGGGUGGGGUCUGAUCGAUGGAGCAGCCCUGGGAUUGGGUCGCCUGAUUGAGCCUUGCGAGGGCAGGCUUCCAUCGUUAUCCCCACACGAUGGGGUUGCUCCUGGAGAGUUGCGAGAUCGCUUGCAAAAGCGAGCGCUGGCUUCGCGAGCAGGUCUGAGAUUGAACUGGUAUGACGGAGACAAACUCGAACGAUACGCGCUUCCUGCGGCCAGCGCGGCCACGCAGUGGAGGCGAGAUGACGGUGAUGACGAGGAUACCGACGCGGAGACGGGGGCUGAAGUCCAAGGCCCCGCUUGUCUCCCCAUUGGUUGGGCUCGGCUUCGCGGAGAAAACUGGCACUGCCGAUGUGGAUGCAUCACCCAAGCGAUGGCUGCCGAAAAAGAGCUGUCGGAAGUUGCUCAACGAGUCUUUGCGCUGUCCCUGCCAGACCAGCCGAGGGCUUCGCAAGCCGGUGUCAAGGGCCUGGCCCUUCCGGACGAAGGCUUCGUUCUCACGGCCUUGCGUUUGGCAGACGAUGCGGGAAGCCUCUUCGGCCGCCGACACUGGAUUUGGCAGUGGGGUCUUCUUUUCGCCGUGGAUCUGGACCUCUCCCUGAUCAGGUACACCUAUAUGCAGUGGGAUGCAGCCUUCGCAUCGGGAACGGCAGCUAUGCUGAUCGAGGUGUGGGACUGGCUCACUUCGCUGGGCCUCUCGCAGGAGCCUUCGUUAUUUCUGCACAGCCGCGCGCAGCGGCUUGCAAAGGAGCUGGAGAGUGUGACACCACCCAAUCACCGGAAGGACGACAAGGACCGUUUCAGGGAGCUGCAGGGAGAGCUCCGACGUCGACUGGAGGCUUCCUCUCCUUCUGUAAGCUUGCUUCCGCCGCGUGAGUUCAUCCCCGGAAGUCUUUUCAUCGCACACUAA